Closterium sp. NIES-67 is the source of this 3551-nucleotide messenger RNA. The record is from the annotation of a GenBank genome assembly. NCBI's taxonomy places the organism in Eukaryota, Viridiplantae, Streptophyta, Zygnematophyceae, Desmidiales, Closteriaceae.
GAGAUGGUAGGGACGGAUUGACGAAGCAAAAUCCAUGGCUCCACACGCACUGGCGAUCAGGUUCCUCAGCCAGAUAGCUACUCCCAGGUUCUCCUGCGUUAGGCCCGUCGGUUUAGAUUCCUAUGGUCGAAUCUGGCCUUGAUUAGGUUCUGACUUCAGGUUAGGAUCUCUGAAGACUGACGACUGACAUCUCAGAAGGAUGGAACUAGAUCUACAUCACUGACCACUGAUUUCAGGUUAGGAUCUCUGAAGACUGACGACUGACAUCUCAGAAGGAUGGACGGGUUGCCGAAGAACGUGACUCCCGGACGCGGCGGAAGCUUCGCGGAUUCGCAAGUCGACUUCGAUCCAGUUUCCGGAUUCCGCCAAACGCCCUCAGAUCCCCGUCCCGGUGCCUCCUCGAGCAUUCGCACUCCUAGGUCAGGCGUUUUAGGGUCGUUAGGAUCGCCAGGCUUGUUGGGGUCUUCUAACCCCCAGACUGGAAGCGCUAGGCCGGGAAUAGGGAGUUAUGCUUUGGGAUCCGGUACCGGCAGCACUGUGAAGCAAGAACCCGUCGAUUGGCUGAGUGCGACUGACGCUGCUGUCGCAGGCGUCGCCGAAGAUCGCCAGGAUCGUCGGGAUUCGCUGGAGCAUGAUGCGACGACAGAUAGUAAAUAUUGUUCGGGAAAUAACGAGCUUGAAGCGUCGCACGGCGACGAGGCGGUGCUGGAAUCUGACCUCGUUCGCGACGUUCUCGCGCUGUGCGAAGGAAUCGACGGUCGUUACGUCAAGUUCGACGAUGAAUCGCGAUCCGUGCGAUUCGUGCCAGGCGCGCGAAUAUCGCAGAUAUGCAUGGCUGAGGUUCGGCAACUAAGCAGGCUCGGAGUGAUGGUUCGGCAGAUCCAAGCCUAUAUUCAGGCAGUAGCCUCGGCCAACUCCAUCUUAGGGAGCAGCAGUGGCAGGGGGGGCCUGCCGCGAGGAGCGGGACGAGCGGAAAGAUCUAUGCUGAAGGAGGAAGGAGCGGGGGGUGGGGAAAGGGCGUUGGCGAAGAGAGAAGGAGUGAAACAAGGGGAACGGGCCGCAGUGAAGGAGGAAGGGGGGUGGCGAGGGGAAAGAAGCGAGGUGAAGGAGGAAGGAGCAGCGGAGGGGCUGAAGAGCAAGAACCAAAUGGCAUUCUGCAGCGCCCUUAACACGGCGCUAAGCCAAUACCGCGAAGUGCUGGCCUGCCUAGACGCGUACCGCCACGCCCCCGUGCCCUCCGACCUUCCCUCGCUCCCCUCCCUUCCGCGAGGUGCUGGUGCUGGUGGUGCCCCAGCAGCGCCAGCAGCAGCAGCAGCAGCAGCAGCAGCAGCAGCAGCCCCAGCAGCCCCAGCAGCAGCGGCACCAGCAGCAGCUCAGCCCUCCAGGAGGGAUGGGUCAGGAGGAGCGGCGUCGAGACUAAGGGAGACGGGGCACUCUGUGGGGAAUGCGGGGGGGUACGCGGGGGAUGUGGGGCACGUGGGGCAUGUGGGGCAUGUGGGGCACGUGGGGCACGUGGGGCACGUGGGGCAUGUGGGGCAUGUGGGGCCCGUGGGGCAUGGGGAGGCGGGCAGGAGGAGGCAGGAGCAGGGCGGGGAGUAUCUGAGUCUAUCGCUCCUGCUGGCGUUCCUCUCUCCGUGGUUCGCUCGCUUGGGUUGCCUCGUCGGCUUCAUUCAAGAAUGCAGGUCGAUGCGUGGAGGGCGGUUUCUUGAUGCACUAGAGGCGGAGAAGAGGGCAGCGCAGGGCAGGGAGCGGGAUCAGCUGGGCGCAGCUCUGGACGAGGCAGUGAGGCCGCUGGUGCGGGGCGUGGUGGAGUGGGCUGUGCUGGGGAGGGCGGAUGCUGGCAACGAGGAGUUUUUUGUGCGGUGCAAUGCGGUGGCGAGCAAGGACGUGCUCUGGCAGGAAGGCUUCUGGAUGGACGAGGCAAUGGUUCCUGAGAGACUUAUCCCUCUGGACCUAGCGCAUGCCAUCAUUCGUGUUGGCAAGUCCAUCCGCUUCCUCGCCCACUGCUGCGGGGACAGACUCGGGCCCGAAGCUGCCAAGCAGGUGGAGCGGCAGGUUCGGGGCCACCGAGCCUCGCUGGAGCUUUGGGACGUGCCGAGGCUGGUGGAGAGGGUUUCAGCGCAGGUGGAGACGCACCUGGUGCAGGUGGUGCUCGGGCAGUUCGCUCUGCUGCACCACUGUGGACUCAUCAAGCGAUUCGUUCUGCUCACGAACGGGCACUUUGCACAGGUGCUUCUAGAUGGGGCGUCCAGCGAGCUCAAGAAGCCGAUCAACAAAGUCAGCAACAUCACUCUCUCAGGUGCUCUCCAGGGGGCAGUGCUGGCGUCGCUCUUCUCUGGGGAGGAAUCAACGCUGGCAGAUGCGCUGCAAGUCAAGCUGGUCAACGACAGCACCCCUGGGAUAUCCGGCUGGGAUGUGUUCACCUUGGAGUACCGCGUUCUACCGCCUCUCACCGCCGUGAUAACCCCUGCCGCCCAGCGGCACUAUGCGCUGCUCUUCGCCGCGCUCUUCCUCCUGCAGCGCACGCGCCGCGCCCUCUCCUCCACCUGGCUCGCCCUCAAGCCCACUGCCUCGCGCUUCCUGCCGCCCGUUGUCCGGGAAUCGACUGUUGCUACAGUUUCGGGCAGGCUGGGCGGAGGUUUGGGUGCCCGGGCAGCUGGAACGGGCAGCAGAGUGAGAAGAACAGACCCGGGAGGCCUGGGAGUCGAUGCUUCUGCUUCUGCUGCUGCUGGUGCUGGUGGUGGUUCGUGGGAGGAGGAGGGGGGAGCAGGGAGCAGAGCGACGGGGGGGUUGCAGGCGUGGAAGGAGAGGGAGGAGGAGAAGCUGGUGGGAGGGCCGGUGAGGGGCGCGAGAGGGGUGUUUCUGCGCAUGUCGCAGUUUAUGCGCGUGAUCGAGUCGUUUGCUGCGCUGAGGAUCGAAAUCAGCUGGGCGCACAUGGUGGAACGGGCUAAGGAUGCAACAAAUCUGGACGAGCUGAUCGCGUGCCACGAGCGCUACCAGCAGGCCCUCCUGAGGGCCCUCUUCCUGGACCGCCCCUCAGCCGCCAUCCUGGCCAGCGUGCGCCGCAUCUGCAAGCUCGUGCUGGAGCUCUCUCACCUCGCUGCUCGCCUGCAGAAGCACACCGACUCGCUCUUUGCCAGGAAGCUUGCUGCCGCACGAACAGCAAAAGCUACCAGCAGCAGCCGGAGCACAAGUGCUCUUCACACCAUUGACAGCCUCGGAAACACCCAAGCCUCGUCUUCAGGUUCGGCAGACCUCCAUGAGCUUCGGUCUCAGGUUGCUUCAGUAAUACAGCGCUUCUCAGCAGAGGUUCGAGUUGCUGUGGCUGCCAUGGAGGUUCGGACGGAUUCAGAUGAUAUUGUCGAUUUGGCCCAGAGCUGCCGAUAUGCCGCUAACAUACGACAAUAAAUGCAGUGUGGCUAGAUGAGUUGCGGGAUAGGUAGUUCAGCUUAACACAUGCGGUCUGCUUUUGCGUGUGCUGACUCGAAUUCUGACGCAGCCAUUAGAGCAUGUCUCGAAAAAUCAUACCAUGUAAGGUUGUUAAAACCCCC